AUGCAGAGCGCAACCUUCACUCUCUCGCCUUCUCUCCGGCUUCCGAAGCCUCGGAGACAAUCGAGCGCAACUUUGAACCCUAGAUUCGAUCCUAUACGUGCAUCAGCCUCUUCGAAGCCUAACAAUCUCGCGCCUCUUACGAAUGGUACCCUCUCUGCUUCUCUACCUCGCCGAUCCUGGUCUCUCUCUUCAUCUUCUUCUAAUUUCAAGCUCAGGCCAUGGACUUCCGUGCCUUUAGUGGAUUCCGAUGCCGGAACGAGUCGUUUUGAGGUCAGGGCUACUGCAGAGAGCGCUGAGGAGAGCUCUGAGUCUAGCAGCAUGUUUAAAACGCUUGAGCUCGGGGCGUUGUUUGGCCUCUGGUACCUAUUCAACAUCUACUUCAAUAUUUACAACAAGCAGGUCUUGAAGGUGUUCCCAAACCCAGUAACUGUCACUGGAAUACAAUUUGCUGUUGGGACUGCCCUUGUUCUGAGUAUGUGGGGUUUGAAUCUCUACAAAAAGCCAAAAGUUAGCGGUGCACAGCUUGCAGCAAUUCUGCCACUGGCGGUGGUGCACACUUUGGGGAACCUUUUUACUAAUAUGAGUCUUGGGAAAGUGGCUGUCUCAUUCACUCAUACGAUCAAAGCUAGUGAACCAUUUUUCUCAGUUAUCCUUUCUGCCAUGUUUCUCGGGGAGAUACCUACUCCUUGGGUGGUUGCUUCCUUGAUACCAAUCGUUGGUGGAGUGGGACUGGCAUCAGUUACUGAGGCGUCGUUUAAUUGGGCUGGAUUUUGGAGUGCUAUGGCUUCCAAUUUGACAAACCAAUCUCGUAAUGUCCUUAGCAAAAAAGUCAUGGUUAAGAAAGAGGAAAAUAUGGACAACAUUACACUCUUCUCAAUAAUAACAGUCAUGUCCUUUUUCUUGUUAACCCCUGUGGCUAUCUUCAUGGAAGGGGUGAAAUUUACUCCAGCAGCCCUGCAAUCUGCCGGAUUGAAUGUGCAAGAAGUAUACUUUAGGUCUCUUAUUGCUGCACUCUGCUUCCAUGCAUAUCAGCAGGUUUCUUAUAUGAUAUUGCAGAGGGUGUCGCCUGUUACCCACUCCGUCGGAAAUUGUGUGAAGCGAGUGGUGGUUAUUGUGAGCUCUGUCCUCUUCUUCAAAACACCUGUCUCACCUAUUAACUCUCUUGGCACUGGAGUAGCGCUUGCUGGGGUUUUCCUGUAUUCAAGGGUGAAGCGCAUUAAAGCAAAGCCGAAGACUGCUUGA
Prunus armeniaca (apricot) is the source of this 1242-nucleotide messenger RNA. NCBI's taxonomy places the organism in Eukaryota, Viridiplantae, Streptophyta, Magnoliopsida, Rosales, Rosaceae. The record is from the annotation of a GenBank genome assembly.